UGCUCUGUGUGAACAGGGGAGGAGAUGCUGGAUUCGGGAGAAGGUCCGCCGCCAUUAUUGGGAAGCUGAAAAAAAAUAGACUUAUACACACACCGUCACACAUUUGGGCUGCACGGGGAUCAACGAUAGAAAGGAAAAUACAUCGCUUUGGGACGAGCUGUUGUGCGCUAACAAAGCGGCGCUUCGGUAAAUGAAGGCAGAGCUUGUGGUCGCGUUUCAUUACGGACUCUUUUUAUUUUUGACACAACAAAGGAAAUAAUAAUUGGUCAAAACAACGUGGUGCUUGAACCAAGAAGGAAAAAACACACCGAAACAGCGCUUGUUCCAACGCCUCCCCCUUUUUCUCCUCGUUUCCAGCCGUGCUGAAAAGCCUGGAGUUUGAACAGCAUUUUUUUCUUCUUUUUCCUGACGAGAAUUUAGUUGUUUUUUCUGCUCUCCAUAGAUAUGCAUCUCGUUCCUGAAAACUUCUGAUUAAAAACGAGCACUCAGUGUGGGAAGCAAUGGACAGAUAGGCUGUUUGUUAUAAAGAAGCGGACAAUAAUCGAUGUGAGUGCUGCUAGGAAGUGUUUUUGUCUGGUUUUUUUUAAAGUCUUUCACCGGCUGAGUCGCAGAGGAGCACCCAGAGAAAGAAAGGAGUGGACCAGAGCUGGAGAGAGGGAGGAAUGCUAUGCCGUAAUAAGAUUAGGUGUCUGGUGGAAGCUGGCGCGGGAAUGAUUUCAGCAUUUGGCAGUUAACAAACAGCAAAACUGUGUGCAAGAAGAGGCAGGAAGUGAGGUCGUGGCGAUACUUCAGGAUAGUCCCUCUACUGACCAAACCCCAGCGCAGUGAGUUCCUCUUGCAUGGAAACCCUCCUUUCCUGGCAGCCUUCUCCUCUCCCUAGAGCUAGUGGCCAGCAUGGCAGGAUGAGCCUCUGCCAGCGAUGAUGAUGGCCAAAAAGCAAGAUGUCCGGGCACCCACCUACAACCUGGUCGUGGUUGGGCUGUCCGGCACGGAGAAGGAGAAAGGCCAGUGUGGUGUGGGCAAGUCUUGCCUGUGUAACCGCUUUGUCCGGCCAAGUGCAGAUGACUUCCAUCUAGACCACACCUCCGUUCUCAGCACCAGUGACUUUGGAGGCCGUGUGGUGAACAAUGAUCACUUCCUGUUCUGGGGAGAGGCCGGGCGAACGCUGGAGGAGGGGCCCGAAUGCCGUAUGAAUGUGGUGGAGCAGACGGAGUUCAUUGAUGAUCAGACGUUCCAGCCACACAGAAGCACGGCGCUCCAGCCGUACAUUAAGAGAGCGGCUUCCACCAAGCUGGCUUCGGCUGAGAAGCUGAUGUACUUUUGCACAGACCAGCUGGGACUGGAGCAGGACUUUGAGCAGAAGCAGAUGCCUGAAGGCAAGCUUGUGGUGGAUGGCUUCUUACUCUGUGUGGAUGUUAGCAGGGGUAUGAAUCGGAGCUUUGAGGACCAGAUGAAGUUUGUUACCAAUCUGUACAACCAGCUAGCCAAAACGAAGAAACCUGUGGUACUGGUUCUCACCAAAUGUGAUGAAGGAGUUGAGCGCUAUAUUAAAGACUCGCACACUUUUGCCCUAGCCAAGAAGAACCUACAGGUGGUAGAAACAUCAGCACGCUCUAAUGUCAACGUUGAUCUAGCCUUUCUUACACUGGUUCAGCUAAUAGACAAGAGUAGGGGAAAGCCCAAGAUCAUCCCUUACUUUGAGGCACUGAAACAGCAGAGUCAACAGAUUGCCUCAGCCAAAGACCGCUAUGAGUGGCUGGUCAACCGAAUUGUGAAGAAUCACAAUGAGACAUGGCCCACUGUCAGUCGCCGCAUGCAGUCUGCCCCUGAGUACAAGGACUAUGUUUUCCUUGAGGGGACAGCUAAAGCCAAGAAGCUCUUCCAGCAGCAUGUGCAUAGACUUAAACAAGAGCAUAUAGAGAAACGUAGGAAGGUCUAUCUAAGUACUCUACCACAGGCCUUGUCAGUACUGUUACCAGAGUUGGAUGAGAUAGACCACUUGAGCUGGUCUGGGGUUCAGAAAGUCCUGGAGACAAAGAGAGAUUUCUCCCAGUGGUUUGUAGUGCUAGAUGACACCCCUUGGGAGACCACACCACACAUUGAUAACAUGGAGGAUGAUCGAAUUCCCCAAGACCUCCUGGAGACCCCCGCAGCUGAAUCUAUCUAUGAGACCCACCUCGAGCAGCUAAGGAAUGAGCGCAAACGGGCUGAGAUGAGAUGGGAGUUCAAGGAGAAGCUAAGUGUCUCUCCUUUCAUCACACCAGGGAAACCCUGGGAGGAGGCCCGAAGCUUCAUCAUGAAUGAAGACUUCUACCAGUGGCUGGAUGAGGCUGAAUAUCUGGAUAUCUACAACAAACACCAGAAGGAAAUCAUUGACCGAGCCAAAGAGGACUUUCAGGAGCUGCUUCUUGAAUACUCUGAGCUCUUUUACGAGCUGGAAGUGGAUGCAAAGCCGAGUAAAGAGAAAAUGGGAGCCAUUCAGGAGGUGUUGGGAGAGGAACAAAGGUUUAAAGCCCUACAGAAGCUGCAGGCAGAAAGGGAUGCUCUGGUGUUGAAACAUAUCCACUUUGUGUACCAUCCUACAAAGGACACCUGUCCCAACAGCCCCCACUGUGUGGACAGUAAGAUAGAGCAGAUCCUGGCCUCCAGAUUCCCUACCCGCUACCCAUCAUCAGAUAGUUCAAGACUGGAUUUGGGGAGGGCUGAAAGGAUAAAUCUUGUCAUCUUAGGGAAAGAUGGGCUAGCCAGAGAAAUGGCAAAUGAGAUAAGGGCCUUGUGCACCAGUGAUGACCGGUACGUGUUAGAUGGCAAGAUGUAUGAGUUAGCUCUUCGUCCAAUAGAGGGCAAUGUACGUCUGCCAGUCAAUUCAUUCCACACGCCAACCUUUACACCCCAUGGUUGCCUGUGUUUGUACAACUCAAAGGAAUCCCUCUCUUAUGUUGUCGAGAGUUUAGAGAAGCUUAGGGAAUCAACUAUAAGCAGAAGGGAAAGGGAAAACAGCUUAGCCCAACUCCCGCUGUCCCUCCUUCUGGUCACCAAGCGGGGGGUGGGGUCCAUUGGAGACAUUGGAGGGGAGACAGCUCAGACUCUUAUCCAACAAGGGCAGCAGGUGGCUGGAAAGUUGCAGUGUGCCUACCUAGACCCUGCCUCUCCAGGCAUGGGAUACGGUCGCAACGUCAAUGAGAGGCAGAUCAACCAGAUGCUCAAGGGCCUCUUAGAAUCAAGGAGGAGUGUGGGAAGCAGCUCCCCUCCUUUACCCCCUCCAUCCUCUGCUUUCAGAGACUCUCAGUCCCAGCCGAUGCUAGAGGCAGACCUGAGGAUAGUCAUGUGCCUGAUGUGUGGUGACACAUACGACAUAGACCAGCUCCUUGCUCCCUUCCUGUUACCCCAGCAUUGUCGUCCUGCCUCCAGCCUCAGCAGUGGCACCUCCGUUUUGCUGGAUCUCAGUAUAGGAGGUCAGAGGCAGAAUAUUGAGCUGUCACUGCUCUCCUUUCAUUCCUCAUUCUCGCUCCGCAAGACCAAGCUCGUCCAUGGCUACAUUGCAGUUUACUCUGCUCGCCGCAAGGCCUCUAUGGAGACAUUAUGUGCUUUUCUGUGUGAGGUCCAAGAUAUCAUCCCAGUCCAGUUGCUAGCAGUAGGGGAGAGCCAGAUGGAGCUGUCGGACUCAGAGUCAGCAAAGGAGCAGGUCAGUCAGGGAGAGGAACUGGCCCAUGAAAUAGAGGCCAGGUUUAACACAGUAAUAUGUGGACAUGGUGGGGUAGUGGGGGGCCUUCAUAAGAUAGACCUUUUCCAGUCCUUCUUCAAGGAGGCGGUAGAGAAGCGCACUAUUGUUGAGGCUACACACAUGUAUGACAAUGUGGCAGAGGCAUGUACCAAUGAGAGCAUCAGCCCUCGCUGUGGCUCUCCUAGUCCAGUUAACAUUCUCAUGGACUCAGAGGAUGAUAUCGAACCAUCACCACCUUACCCUACCUUGAGGGAGGAUGGCAGUCUCAGUUCCCACCUUGGAACCUUUAAGCUGCCAGAUCUGGAUUCAAGUGAUACCUUCUCUGUCAUUUCUGAGCUUAGCACCUUUGAGAGCAAGCUGAACAACAAGGUUCCUCCACAAGUGAAGCCCAAGCCUGUCCGUAAGGUUAACCUCGGCCCCUACAUGGACCAGCAGGGUGGCACCAACCGCCGCUCCUUGCCCCAAGCUGUCACCUGGGCUCCAGGUAGCGAUGGUGGCUAUGACCCCUCAGACUACGCAGAGCCCAUGGAUGCUGUGAGCAAACCUCGACCCACAGAGGAGGAAAAUAUAUACUCUGUCCCUCAUGACAGCACACAGGGCAAGAUUAUCACCAUCCGCAACGCCAACAAGGGUCACUCCAACGGGAGUGCCGGGGGGAAUGGCUCAGACAGUGAGGCUGAUAGCAGCUCACUAGAGCGCAGGAGAAAGUUGUCCGCCAUCGGGGUAAAGCCCAAGCUUUACAGAGACAGAUCCAAACGGCUUGGCAAGUUCAGCAGUUUCAGGACGAGCUUCUCAAUAGGCAGUGAUGAUGAGAUGGGCGGUCCACCCAAGGCUAGCCAGGAUGACGGAGGAGCCCAGAAAGACAACUCCAUCGAAGAGAGUGAAGACCCCAAAAGGAGAAAUAUUCUGAAGAGCCUGCGCAGAAAUGCAAAGAAACCACGACCCAAACCUAGGCAUUCCAUCUCGAAGCCCAUCGAGAGCAACUACUUUGGUAUGCCACUGUCCACCGUCGUCACUCCUGAGCGACCGAUCCCCAUCUUCAUCGAGAAGUGCAUUCGUUUCAUUGAAACAACAGGGUUGAGCACAGAGGGCAUCUACAGGGUCAGCGGGAACAAGGCCGAGAUGGAGAGCAUGCAGCGGGAAUUUGACAAAGAUCACAACCUGGACCUGGUGGAGAAAGACUUCACCAUGAACACAGUAGCCGGAGCCAUGAAGGCCUUCUUCUCUGAGCUACCUGAGCCUCUGGUGCCCUACAGCAUGCAGGGAGAGCUGGUGGAGGCCUUCAAGAUCAACGAUAGGGAGCAGCGCUUCCAGACGAUGAAGGACAUUCUGCGCCGCUUCCCCAAGGAGAAUUACGAGGUCUUCAAAUAUGUCAUCAGCCACUUGAACAAGGUGAGCCAGCACAAUAAGCUGAACCUGAUGACCAGUGAGAACCUGUCCAUCUGUUUCUGGCCCACACUCAUGAGACCAGACUUCACCACCAUGGACGCCCUGACUGCCACCCGCACCUACCAGACAAUCAUCGAGAGCUUCAUCCACCAGUGCGCGUACUUCUUCUACAAUCAGCCUCUAGCCGACGGCCUCCCCGGCUCCCCCACCUCUACGCUCUCCUCUGGGGGCGGAACCUCGGCCUACUCCUGCAUGGCUGGAGGCUACUCAUCCUCACCGACUCCGUCCCCGACUCCCUACGUCCUCCCGGCCACCCCUCCUGUUAUCCCACACUACGGCCCUCCUAUCCACCACCAACACCACCACCACCACCACCACCACCAUCAACAUCAGUCCCCACCCCACUCUCCACCUCCUACUCCUCAGUCCCCGAUCCCAGCCCUGCUGCCGCCCUCGCUGCACCCCCAUCACCCCCCUACGGAACAACACACGCUGUGAACCAGGGAUCAAGGGAAAGAGGAAAAAAAAAAGACUGAUAACAAGAUUCAGAGAGAUUUAAGGGUUUAGAAUAAGAGAUUUUGAAGUUUGGGAAGGAAUUGAAGAUAAAUUGAAACGAGAACAGGAGGUAGGAAGAGAAGUCGGGAGAGAUUGAGUGAGAUGCAGUAUGUACAGGGAGAAACCUACACGUUUGGGAGAAGACGGGGGCGUUUGACCCUCUGUUGCUUUUAGAAAAAUGGACACACACACAAGGAAGAAAAGGGGAACACUGAAGAGCCUCUGAACUGGCAGUAUGAUCUUUCCCCCUCCUCGCCACUUUAUCCCUUUGUCUCUCAGUCUCACUUCAUCUAGACCUGCCCUCCUUGCCUUAUAGAGAACCUACACACAAACACACUAAUGAGUGAGACGUUGCCAGUAACUGUCAAAGGGACUCAGGGAGGGAAAUGGAAGUGAGGUGGAAAGGAGAAUGUGAACUCUUGUUAUGUUGGGAUUACUUCACCACACACACAAACAGACACACACUUGACACAAACACCCAGUGGCCGGUGUGCCUCCGACAACCAUUCUCCUCAAACGCUUCGCCUCUAACUGCGCUGGGAAAUUUGGUGGACGGCACCCGUCUUUUUGCAAUCCCUCCCACCUACUGUACCGACCCGGGAGGCUGUGGCUGGGACAAAGUGGAGCAGAGAGCAAGUCCUGAACACGUUUGUUUAUUUCGCCACUGUACAGAGGACUUAAGCAAGAAACACGUGUUACCACUCAUCCGACAGGAUGUUCUGUCCUCCGCGACACACGCAUUCCUAUCUAUCAACCCCUCACAGAGCCACACACAUGCAGACAAAUUCAGUUUCAGUUGAGGCAGUAUGCCAAGCACAGAAUAAAAAAAAAAUCUCAACCGACCGGAUCUUCUAGGCAGCAAAUUGGAGCAAAGGAUUUUGGGAACAUCGCUUUGCAUUCUGGGAAGGCUCCUCCCAGUCUCCUGUUUGUUCUCUCUCUCUGGGUUUGAACUUCAACCUCAUGCCCUGUCCAUGUAAACACAGUAAUUGGUCUAAAUCUUGAUUCUAUAUUGAGAUUCCUACUGUCCUGAUGCGUUUUUUUAUUCUGUCCCUCAUUUGACAAAAUCUUGGGAAACAGAGAAACCCGGGCCCAUCGCUCAAUGAGUGGCCUUGUCUGUAAGUGUCUGUGUGACUGUCUAUCUGUCUGCGUGUGCAUGUAUCCAUGCCUUUUUGGUUUACCUGAAUUUCCCUGCAUUAGGCAGAUAGUGGGAAUAAUUCCAGUGUUGGACCUUCACCUGUCAUGUCGCUUCUUUCACGCUGUGGUGGUUUUUACGAGCGAGUUCAGUGCUGCAGUUAUCCACAGUGAGGACCUUGUUCAAAAAGCACUUUUCUGAGCACUUUGAAGGCACAUUUUAAAUUGGAGCUGCCAUGACAUGACAGCCACCGUUCACUUUAUUGUCAGUCCGCCCUACUCUCUCUCUCUGGGAGCACACCACUGACAUCUAGAGGAAGAAAUGGGUAUCGCAGCCAUAACCUCACAUCCACUACUGCAUGGGCGUAGCACCAUUUUCCUACUGUGGUUUUUGUAGCGUCAGAUUCUCUUCUAGGUGCAAUUGUCACGAUUUUUCAUCACUGUAUAUCAGGUAAAAUUAACUUUAGAGCUCAUGAAAUGUAAGAGUGUAAAAAUAAGAAAUGACGGCAGUUUUAAAUCUGGUACAAAUCAAUGAGAUUAUAUAGAUUCAAGCUCUGUAGCCACAUGUGGUUACAUUGCAGUUGAUUAGACGUGCAGUGAAUAAAAUUGCCUCUCUGUCUUUUGUUGUUAGUUUCCACUUCACCAAAGCACUCAGCCCUUUGCAAAGGAGUACAUGCCGCUUCCCAGACGCCAUAUUUGAGUGGAAGGAAAUGAAGACUUAGGAGAUUGAGGCACAAUGUAGCAUUACAGGCCAGAGAGUAAGAGCUGGAAGCGAGGCUUUUCGCUUUGACAGGCGGGAGGAGAGGCUUUUUAUUGUUGGAAAUAAUUGGUAACCACAGCUCCACGCCUCAGCACGCUGUCCUCUUAGGACACAGCGUCAUGCCUCCAGAAAGGAGACUCAAACCUGCUCUCUGUGGACUUGAAAUAUAAUUUGCAAGAGUGUAACCACUACACCAGACUCCCCCCGCUGUCACUGUUAUGCCACCACAUCCCCCUAGUCAUUCCUAGUCCAAGAGAGACAGUUGGGUCUGGGAGAGACAGCAGACAGAACAGACAGUCCAUUCAUCCGUCUGCAUGACU
This is a messenger RNA of Epinephelus moara (kelp grouper), 7879 nucleotides long. It is a transcript of the gene arhgap35a, whose product is annotated as Rho GTPase activating protein 35a. Gene Ontology annotation, molecular function: GTPase activity; GTP binding. Gene Ontology annotation, biological process: signal transduction. The record is from RefSeq and is a predicted model, not a curated record. The coding region runs from base 920 to 5611 and encodes 1563 amino acids. The transcript is spliced from 8 exons. Lineage: Eukaryota; Metazoa; Chordata; Actinopteri; Perciformes; Serranidae.